CGUCACAAGGGCCUGGUCGGGAAUCCGCCUCGAAGUGACCGUCAUUCUUAUUCCUUGACAUCUCCCUCUUCCACAACUCACCACGGCCUCUUCCCUCACCCUAUAGCCUGAUUUACCCCUUCUCCAGCUCCCCUCCUCGCCAGACAUGCUACCAGCCGAUCCUCUUCUCUCGACUCUCCCUCCUUAGGAACGAGCACUUUCCCCGUGUCUCGUCGCCAGGCACGCGGUACCCGUCUAACAACCAAUACAACAUCAUUCAUUCCUCUAUGCCUCGAGCCCGAGUCCGUCCACGAUGAACUGCGCCAUCUGUCAGCGCGCCCACCACCCGCAGAGGCUACCCUUCUUCUGCGUUGUGGAUGCGCGUAACGAGCUAUACGAGCGACGAGUAGCCAAUGCGAGGAUUCUCAUCGAGGCCGAGGAGCUCGAGUCGCGAGUCACCAAGGCCUUGUCCGACAACGACCCCAGCUCAGUCGUCCCCGCGAGCGACCGCUCCUCUCGAGCGUACGUAGAGAACUGUGCGUCGGAGGAGCACAAGGCGAAGGAUAGGACAGAGCGGAUCAUAGCCUCCGCCGACAAACUGCGUGACGAGAUCGCCAUCGCGAGAAAGGAGAUCGAGACGCGCAAGGCCGCCAUCGCGCAGAAGAAGACGGAUCUGGCUGCCGCUGCGCAGGGCGUUUCCGCGCGAAGAAAUCGAGAGCUCGAGGAGACCAAGACAGCCAUCAAGAUAUCCAGAUACAACUGGGACAGGGAAUAUGGCGCUAUGACUCAAUACCGGGCGGCGCUGUGUAUGGAGGUCGCCAAGCUGUAUAGGCUGCAACGUGUCCGGCGCGGGAACCCCGUCCGGUUUGAGUACAAAAUUGGUGGCAUCGACAUCAUCGACUUGCAUAACAUGAACAAUGCGCAACCCGAGCUCAUAUCCGCGUCUCUCGCACACAUCACCCAUCUGUUAUGGCUGGCCUCUCACUACCUCGCUGUCCGUCUACCGGCGGAGAUUACGCUGCCGCAUAACGACUACCCACGUCCCACCAUCUUCUCACUAACAUCUUCCUAUCAUCAUGGCGACGUUGCGUUCCCUGGUACCUCUCUGCUACCCCCGGACCCACGUGACCGCCAAUUUACUCACAUUCCGCACCCGCGACCCCUAUUCCUAGACAAAUCCUUGUCAACCCUGGCCAAGGAAGAUCCGUCCGCGUAUAAUGCCUUCCUGGAGGCGGUCUGCCUGCUCGGCUACGACAUCGUCUGGCUCUGUCGGACGCAGGGAGUGACCGCAGGCGAAAACAGUAACCUAGAGGACUUUUCCUCUCUCGGCCGCAACCUGUACAAUCUCCUCAUAAACUCGUCGCUGCAGCGCAAUCCCCAACAGAUCGCGGAUGCGGCGGUAACCCCGCAACACAUCGACAUCGGCGGCGAUAGAAGCAACAGCGCUAACAACCCCAGUCCUAGUACCAGAAACGAUGCGGGCGAGUUCGGGCGUACAGCGCCACGCAUGGGUCUAUACUCUCACGGCACAGCUCAUACGUUUCUAGGCGGGGCGGCAGGCCAAGAAUUGACACGCGGGUUCCGGAUACCGAACAUCGCGAAGCUAGUGGACAAGCUGAAGGCGCGGCUGCUGAGCGAGACCCCGGUACCAGAGUGGGAGCUGCUUGAGGACGACGCGUGGACGCCCGACGAUGCGCUCGACGAUGGAGUGCUAGUCGGGAGCAAGAAGGCCGGUAACGGUGGUGGAGGAGCGGGUGGGGGGAGCAACGGCAUGCCCGGACACCGGUUCGGCAUCGAGAGCUACAUGAGCGUCAACACCGUCAAGAGCGGCAGCAGUGGCGGCGACAACACCCCUAGGGCACCGCUGUCCGGGGGUGGCAGAGGACGGCCAGCCGAGGCGCCCACGGCGAGUAGAGACGCGGGGACUAAGGGGACGAGCGGCUGGACAAAGAUAAAGCCUCGGUAAAUAGGCGGGUGGAUAGAGAGAGGAGGGUAGAUAGGUAGGCACGAACGUUUACAUAUACAGGCAUUAGCCCUAUCUAUUGUAUUUAUAUGUAUGAUUGAUGAUGAGAUGAGGUGAGGUGAGACGUGGGUGUCGUGUUUGUUAGACUACAGCGUCUUAAACGGCGAGGUCUCUAAAUCCAACACUCCCUUUCUCAUA
Molecule: messenger RNA, 2140 nt
Organism: Durotheca rogersii
Lineage: Eukaryota; Fungi; Ascomycota; Sordariomycetes; Xylariales; Xylariaceae
Product: UV radiation resistance protein and autophagy-related subunit 14-domain-containing protein
Exons: 2
Coding region: 293-1945 (550 amino acids)
Biological process (GO): SNARE complex assembly
Cellular component (GO): lytic vacuole; endosome
Molecular function (GO): SNARE binding
Source: RefSeq, a predicted model, not a curated record